AUAAAAAAAAAAAAUCAAAUUCAAGAUAUCCUGAGAGACUAGAAUGACCAAAACAAGAUGCGUGCAUCAGCAUUUUUGGAAACUUGUACAACAUCUUAAGAAGACUCUUAGGUUCAAAGCUUCCGACAAAAGUCACAGCGUUACUGAGUCGUUGUCUUUGGAUGAUUUACCGGAAGAAUGUAUCUCAAUCAUAAUCUCUUUCACAAGUCCACGAGAUGCGUACGUCUUUGCUUCUGUUUCGAAGACCUUUGCAUCCGCUAUCCAAUCCGAUAUCGUCUGGGAGAAGUUUAUUCCAUCGGAGUAUAAAUCUUUGAUUCCUCAAUCGCGAGAUUUCUUAUCCAAGAAAGAGCUCUACUUUGCUCUUUGCCACGAAUCUGUUCUAAUCGACGAUGGCAAAAAGAUCUUAUGGAUAGAAAGAGAGACUGCAAAGAGAUGUAUCAUGUUAUCUGCGAUGAACCUUUCAAUCACGUGGGGUGAUUCUCCUCAGAGUUGGCGAUGGGUACCAGAUCCCCAAGCUAGGUUUGAAACAGUAGCAGAGCUACUUGAAGUAUGUUUGUUUGAGAUUCGUGGAAGAAUAAAUACUCGUGUCCUAUCUCCAAGAACUCGUUACUCCGUUUACAUUGUGUUCAUGAAAGUGAAUAUAUGUUACGGCUUUGAGAAUGUAGCCGUGGAAGUUGUAGUUGGAGUGGUGGGGAAGGAUUUAGAAGAAUCUUGUAGAAGGUAUGUAUGUUUUGAUGAGGCUAGGGAUGAGCAGUUUCGAAGGAGAGACAGGGGAAAGAACCUAGUGAAACCAGAGAGGAGAAAUGAUGGGUGGAUGGAGAUAAAUCUUGGGGAAUUUUUCAAUGAAGGAGGAUUAUCGAAGUACGAUGAAAUUGAGGUGGUUGCUUUAGAGAAUAAGCAACGUCAUUGGAAACGUGGCUUGAUCAUUCGAGGAAUUGAAAUCCGUCCUGCGAAGGUCCGGUAGUGAAAUGCCAAGAAUGAUGGUUUUUACCCUAUCAACCUCUCAUCUAUUGGUAAAUUAUUGUUAAUUGGUAAUGCGCAUGGAGUGAUAAAGGCAACUCUAAUAACAAAAACGUGUUUUCAGUUAUGUGUGGUAUAAGCUAAGUUCACCCUUUGUUCAUAUAGUGGAGGAUGUGGCGCCUUGUAAGUAAGUUAUAACCUUUGUUGAUCUCAUUAUAUGGGUUGUUAGAAGAUUUCCACU
This is a messenger RNA of Camelina sativa (false flax), 1201 nucleotides long. Its product is annotated as putative F-box protein PP2-B8. NCBI's taxonomy places the organism in Eukaryota, Viridiplantae, Streptophyta, Magnoliopsida, Brassicales, Brassicaceae. Gene Ontology annotation, molecular function: protein binding. The record is from RefSeq and is a predicted model, not a curated record.